This is a messenger RNA of Dovyalis caffra, 648 nucleotides long. Lineage: Eukaryota; Viridiplantae; Streptophyta; Magnoliopsida; Malpighiales; Salicaceae. The record is from the annotation of a GenBank genome assembly.
AUGUUGUGCUACGCCACCACUGCGUCUAUAAGUCAUCUUGAAGGUGUCAAUUUCUUGCUAGCCAAAUUCUGCAACUCUUCGUACCAAAGAGACAGAAAUGGUCAAUCUCCUACUCACAUAGCAUCUGCUAAAGGCUAUGUUGAGUUAGUCAAGCAGUUUCUUCAGCGCUGUCCAGAUUCAAGGGAGCUUCUCAACGGCGAUGGACAAAAUAUACUUCAUGUUGCAGUCAAAAAUGGAAAAAGUCAUAUUCCAAAGAUUGUGAACAAUCUUACACAAGAUUGGAGAGUCCACCUGAGAGUAAAGAACAAAGAAGGAUUAACUGCAGAAGACAUUGCUUGUGGAUACAACAUAAAUGUGGAAACUGCUGCUUCAAUCAGAAAGGAUGAGCAUGGGUUUAUUGCAACACAGGCCCUCCUUGAUAUGACUUUACCUUUUCAAAUGCAGCGGUUGAUCUUGCUAGCCAUAAGGAUUGCUUAUGCACAAAGGUCUCAGGCAGAGGAUCUGGGUUUGAUACCUUUUGUCCUUAAUUUAUCACUACGACUGCUAGGCUCAUCAAACUACCACAUUUUGCGCUACGUUGCUUACUAUCCCUUUCGUCUGAUGCUCUUCAUCUUUGGAAGCUACAAUGAUGAGGAGUUGGGAGACUAG